This is a messenger RNA of Tribolium madens (black flour beetle), 2496 nucleotides long. Its product is annotated as chorion peroxidase-like. Lineage: Eukaryota; Metazoa; Arthropoda; Insecta; Coleoptera; Tenebrionidae. The transcript is spliced from 12 exons. Gene Ontology annotation, molecular function: heme binding; peroxidase activity. Gene Ontology annotation, biological process: response to oxidative stress. Bases 17 to 2380 code for a protein of 787 amino acids. The record is from RefSeq and is a predicted model, not a curated record.
UUUUCAGACAAUCACUAUGUUAGUGGACAUUGUUUUUGUAAUAUAUUUUCUUUUUAUUUAUUCGAUUAAAAGUCACCAAUCGCAUUUUUAUAACAAUGCAUCUCUUAGAAGUGUCGAAUUUUCGGACGCUCCUAGAAAAAUCUUAUGUAGUGACAAUUCAGUUUGUGUUCCUUUUGUGCAAUGUCCAGCCCACGUCCGUAACGAAAUAAAAAAAUCUUGUCAAACUGUAACAGGCCGUGAGGGGGUUUGUUGUUUAACAGGACAAAAUCUCACAGCACCUGAAGAGAGGGAAGUUCAUGGUCGUCACCACUCACUACGAAUGAAUCUUCACACAAUAAAUUUACUUGCAAGACGAAGUCAGGAACAAAUAAGGGAAAUCCAAGCGAAAGAAGCUUUACUUUUGUCUGAUGGUUAUCUCGUAGUUCCUGGAUCACCAAGUUAUGAUCAUUUCAAAAAUUUUAAACUACUUUCAAGAAAUGACUUGUUUCAAGUUUUGGAUCUGGCUUCUCGAGCAAUGGAGAUUGCUUUGGCUACUAAAGAUUUCAAACAUCGUCAAGGCCUGACAACUCAACAAAUCGAAUUAGGGGUUCUUGAGCAGGACUUAAGACCAACAUCUCUUGGUAUAGCUUGUAAUAUCGAACCGAUUUGUCCUCCAAUUCCUGUAAAAUUUCGACGAAUUGAUGGGGCUUGUAAUAAUCUACUCCACCCCUCUUGGGGUACAGGAAUGACACCCUAUUCUCGCCUUUUACCCCCAAGUUAUGAAGAUGGUAUUUGGAUCCCUAGACUUUCUGAAACUGGUCAACCUCUGACAAGUGCGCGACUAAUAAGCACGACAAUUAUUUCAGAUGCUGAUUCUUUUAAUUAUGAUCAUACUUUAAUAGUAAUGCAGUUUGGACAGUUCUUGGCGCAUGAUGUGACACAAUCGAUUGAAAAUUCUUUUGCAAACGGUAGUGCCAUUUCUUGUUGUUCUUUUGACGGCAGAAGAAAAUUAACUCAAGAAGAACGUCACUAUGCAUGUAUGGCUAUUGACAUUCCUCACGAUGACCCUUUUUUCAGUAGAUUUGGGCAAGGAUGUAUGAAUUUUGUAAGGUCAGUCCUGGCACCUAGGCAGGACUGUACGUUAGGAUAUGCCCAACAAAUGAACAAAAUCACCCAUUUUAUCGAUGGUUCCAACAUUUAUGGCUCGACACCGGAGCAAACCGGCCGUUUGAGGAGUUUUCACCGAGGCAUGUUGAAAAUUUUUAAUGAUUUUGGACGUCAAAUGCUGCCUUUAUCACACGACGCUGAUGAAUGUUUGAGUAAAGGUCGAAACGGGGCUUGCUACAUGUCUGGGGACAGCAGGACGAAUCAAAUGAUUUCGUUAGUGGUUUUGCAUACGAUAUUUUUGCGAGAACACAAUAGACUAGCUGACGAGUUAUCGAAAUUAAAUCCUCAUUGGGAUGACGAGAAAAUAUUUCUGGAAACUCGUCGAAUUGUGAUAGCUGAGUUACAAGUUAUUGUUUACAAAGAGUUUCUUCCGAUUGUGGUAGGAGCAGCAGCAAUGGAGGAGUUUCACUUGGGACUAGCCCAAGGCAUGGAUUAUGCCCAGGAUUACGAUGGGUCAGUUGAACCAUCCGUGACAAAUGAAUUUGCGUCUGCGGCUUUCAGAUUUGGGCAUUCUGUCGUCGAUGGAUUGUUAAAAAUUUAUGGCAAAGAAAGGAUGGAAGAAAUGAUUUCAAUUCCAGAAACAAUGUUCCAGCCAAGUCGUAUGAGAAAACUCUUCUUUAUGGAUGAACUCUUAAGCACAUUAACGACCGAACCUCUUCAACAGGUCGAUAAUAACUUAGUGGAAGCUUUAACACGGUAUAUGUUCCGAGCUGGAAAUGCGUUUGGUAUUGAUUUAGCCUCAUUGAAUAUCCAAAGAGGCCGCGAUCAUGGAUUGAGGCCUUAUAAUGAUUACCGAGAAUUAGUCGGAUUACCUAGACUAAGACACUUUGAGGAACUUUCAUUCGAAUUGAGCGAAAAAUUGAAAAGUGUUUAUGCUUCCGUUAAUGAUAUUGAUUUGUGGGUUGGAGGAUUGUUGGAAGAGAAAGCUCCGGGGAGUAUCGUUGGGUACACUUUCAGGGAUAUUAUUGCCGACCAAUUUUACAGACUUAAGAAAGGCGACAAAUACUUUUUCGAAAAUGAUCCCAGUGUUAAUCCGGGUUUUUUUCAACCAGAACAACUAUUUGAAGUGCGAAAAGCGUCAAUGUCCCGAUUAAUCUGCGACAACAGUGAUGGGACUCUCCUCUCGCGUCAAGCUCCCAACGCUUUCAAAAAACCAGGAGUUAAGGGAAAUGAGUUUGUUGAUUGUGACGGGAAUGAUAUUCCACGUAUAAACCUACUUUAUUGGCGUGAAUAAAACCACAGUUUAGUUAUCUCAUCUAUCUUGCUUUUAUUUGAAAGCCUUGUGUACUUAAAUGUUGAAACAAUCAUCUAUAUUUGUAGUAAUUUUCUAAACAUAAACUGAAAACGUAA